AGGGGGAAGCACAGUGAGUCCUCGGGCUGAUCUUAGUUUCCAAGGCUUUCCAUAAUAGCCAUCAAUGAAAGCAUCUCCUUUCACCCACGCAGAGACAGAAUUUCAGGGAUUUCUGUUAUGAUGUCUCUUGUAAAAUAACUAUUGGGUUAAAGUUUGCUCUUUAAGUGAAUGUGCGAAGAAUUCACAUAUGUUCUGGAUGUACUGGAAUUAAAAGGAUUUGGGAGAUCAUGGUGUGCAGACUCUGAUAAAUAGGAUUUACCAGUCCCUGGAUGAAAUGCUUGGGAACUCUUUAAAUGCCAUAAUCAGCUGCCAUUUCAAGGAACAGAAAAUAAAUGGUUUUGGAAAGUUCAUGCUGCUGCUUCAUUGAAUUUUAGAAUGAUUGAAGAUAGUGGGAAAAGAGGAAAUACCAUGGCAGAAAGAAGACAGCUGUUUGCAGAGAUGAGGGCUCAAGAUCUGGAUCGUAUCCGACUUUCCACCUACAGAACAGCAUGCAAGCUUAGGUUUGUUCAGAAGAAAUGCAAUUUGCACCUGGUGGACAUUUGGAACGUCAUAGAAGCAUUGCGGGAAAAUGCUCUGAACAACCUGGACCCAAACAUAGAACUCAAUGUGGCCCGCUUGGAGGCUGUGCUCUCCACCAUUUUUUACCAGCUCAACAAACGGAUGCCAACCACUCACCAAAUCCACGUGGAGCAGUCCAUCAGCCUUCUGCUUAAUUUCCUGCUUGCAGCCUUUGAUCCGGAAGGCCAUGGUAAAAUUUCAGUAUUUGCUGUCAAAAUGGCUUUGGCCACGUUAUGUGGAGGGAAGAUCAUGGACAAAUUAAGAUAUAUUUUCUCAAUGAUUUCUGACUCCAAUGGGGUGAUGGUUUAUGGACGAUACGACCAGUUCCUGCAGGAAGUUCUUAAACUACCCACGGCAGUUUUUGAAGGUCCUUCAUUUGGUUACACAGAACAGUCAGCCAGAUCCUGCUUCUCUCAACAGAAAAAAGUCACAUUAAAUGCUUUCUUGGAUACACUCAUGUCGGAUCCCCCUCCCCAGUGUCUGGUCUGGCUGCCUCUUCUACAUCGACUGGCAAAUGUAGAAAAUGUCUUCCAUCCGGUUGAGUGUUCCUACUGCCACAGUGAGAGUAUGAUGGGAUUUCGCUACCGAUGCCAACAGUGUCACAAUUACCAGCUCUGUCAGGACUGCUUCUGGAGGGGACACGCCGGGGGUUCCCAUAGCAACCAGCACCAAAUGAAAGAGUACACAUCAUGGAAAUCACCUGCUAAGAAGCUAACUAAUGCGUUAAGUAAGUCUCUGAGCUGUGCUUCCAGCCAUGAGCCUUUGCACCCCAUGUUCCCUGACCAGCCUGAGAAGCCUCUCAACUUGGCUCACAUCGUUGAUACUUGGCCUCCCAGACCUGUAACCAGCAUGAAUGACACCCUGUUCUCCCACUCUGUCCCCUCCUCAGGAAGUCCUUUUAUUACCAGGAGGUUACCUGAGGGGAUAAGUGCAUCCAGCCCUGUGGCUGACGAGCAUUCCCUCAUAAAGCUGUAUGUAAAUCAGCUUGACCUCCGCGCACGCUCUGCUCCCAAGGACAGUGAAGUAGAGCAGAACAAACUGCUGGCUAGGGCUGCUCCGGCUUUUCUGAAGGGCAAAGGGAUACAGUACAGCCUCAAUGUGGCAGACAGGCUAGCUGAUGAACAUGUUCUCAUCGGCUUGUAUGUCAACAUGCUCCGGAACAACCCAUCAUGCAUGCUUGAUAGUUCAAGCCGGCUUGAUGAGGAACACAGGCUCAUCGCCAGGUACGCGGCGAGGCUGGCAGCAGAGUCCUCCUCGUCUCAGCCAAGUCAGCAGAGAAGUGCUCCUGACAUCUCCUUCACCAUUGAUGCAAAUAAGCAACAAAGGCAGUUGAUUGCAGAACUAGAAAACAAGAACAGAGAAAUCUUACAGGAGAUCCAGAGGCUACGGCUUGAACAUGAACAAGCUUCUCAGCCCACUCCAGAGAAGGCUCAACAAAACCCCACUCUGCUGGCAGAACUCCGGCUCCUCAGACAACGCAAGGAUGAGCUGGAACAGAGAAUGUCUGCUCUCCAGGAGAGCCGGAGAGAGCUAAUGGUCCAGUUAGAAGGUCUCAUGAAGCUACUAAAGACCCAGGGCGCAGGUUCUCCGCGCUCCUCUCCCAGUCACACCAUCAGCAGGCCGAUCCCCAUGCCCGUCCGCUCCGCCUCAGCCUGCUCCACCCCGACGCACGCGCCUCAGGACUCGCUCACAGGGGUAGGGGGAGACGUACAGGAGGCUUUUGCACAGAGCUCCAGAAGAAAUUUAAGGAAUGACUUACUAGUGGCAGCAGAUUCCAUCACUAAUACCAUGUCCUCUCUUGUGAAAGAGCUAAAUUCUGAGGUGGGGAGUGAAACAGAAAGUAAUGUGGAUUCCGAGUUUGCUCGGACUCAGUUUGAGGACCUGGUUCCAUCACCAACCUCUGAAAAAGCUUUUCUGGCUCAAAUCCAUGCCCGAAAACCCGGGUACGUCCACGCUGGAGCCACCGCAAGCACUGUUCACGGUGACAUGGUUACAGAAGAUGGGGACCCCUACGUGUGUCCUGAGGAUGAGAACUAUGAAAAUGACUCUGUGCGGCAGCUGGAGAACGAGCUCAAAAUGGAGGAAUUCCUGAAGCAGAAGCUGCAGGAUGAAGCCUACCAGGUCAGCUUGCAAGGUUGAAUGCAAUGUCCUUUAUCACUCUCCUCUCAAGCAAGCUAUAGUCAGACAGAUGAUGAAAGUAACAUGAAAAGUGAUGAUGAUGAUGAUGGAAAGUACUGCACCCAUACAGAGGAGGAAGACAGCAGCCUGGCAACAUCCUCGCUGAAGACAGCAACCACCACAUGCAGCAGCUCCCAACGUAUCCCCACCCCCAAAGAUGUAUUCUGCUGACUGUAGUGCAGCUAACUUUUUGUUCUAAGAUUUGUAGUUCAUAGGUGUGUUUUGAAAAGGAAAAAAAAAUAAUAAUAAGACUUUUUUGUUUAAAACUAACUUAUCAGCUGUAUCUUCUGUAACAUGGUUCACCCCGGUAAAGAACACAGGCUGAAACCCUGUGCUGCUGUUACACAGGAUGGCAGUAUUAACAAGCAUUUUAAGCCUUUGCACAUGAUCUUGAACCUGUUCAGUUUACAAUGACAAUAUUAAUACUGUUUAUAGCUAGAAGUUUGAUUUCUGGAUUCUUUGAGAUUUUAGUAAAACAGUUUAUUAUACACUGUACAUUGUUUUUUCCACAGCAAUUGGAAAAAAACAACCACUUGCAAUUAUCCACUAACCCUGAAGGAUUUAGUUCCUGAGUGUACAGACUCAGAGCCCAGAAGCCAAGAAGUCUUCUUGGCUUGCAUGGUCUGCAGUUGCCUGCAAGUCUCUCUGAGCAGUGACUUGAACCAAACACAUCAGGAUAAUCCAUUCUUUGGGGCUUCUUUCCAACUGGGGGUUGUUUUCUUUCAAGAUAAUCUAACAAAUCAGCCAUAGAGCCAUAGAAUUUAGUGUAAAUAUUUUUUUCCAAAUAGGUAUCAUAUUCAAAAAAGGCAGCAUUCAAAUUAUAUAGAAUCUAGUUUUUAAAUCAGCACAGAUCUUCUUAAAACUGUGAACUAUGUUUUGAAAUACUCGUUACUAAAGCUGUUUAUAAACCACAGGUGCCAUAAGAUCCCCAAAUGGACUAAAGUUCUCUCUGCUCUUCCAUGGUCUUGUUUCCUCUCAUUUUAGCUUUAGGGAGCAUGUCUUUAACAGCACCGCCCGUUCACAAGUUCUCCCUAUCAGGUUGUUUGGAGGCCUUCAGCUUUAAAUUUACAGGCUUAAAGUGCGCUUGCAAAUGUUCGCUCUCCUUUUAUUUCUGAAUGUUUAUUGCCUUAGUGGGCCACCUGGUGUUCUGCAUGCCGCCUUCUGUGGUCACAUGAGAGGAGACAGGCUCUUCUAGGUUGAGUUGGGAUUUUAUACUAGGUGAAAAGCUGAUGUGCAAAAGAACUGGCCAAGGACGGAGGACAAAACACUCUGUAGAUGGUCCUUUUUGAGGGCCCUCUUUAGUGAGAUCUGAAGAUCUCCCUUAGGGAUUCUGGGGAAAAGACAAAAGUAAUCUUCCACUUGCUUCAAGAUUUGAUGAAUGUCAUAUUUACAUUAGGAGCUUCUCUGGAAUUCCUGUCUCUUGUUGGAAAGAAAGAAGAGAACAUCAUUUUAGAAUAGUGAUUGGUUCUCAAAAUGUGGUCCCUGGAUCAGGAGUAUUGGUACUACCUGGGAAAUUUUCAGAUGCAGAUUUUUAGCUUCCACACCAGGCCUCCUCCAUCAGAAAUUCUUGUAACAAGCCCUCUAGCUGAUUCUACUUCACGGUAAAGUUUAAGAACCACUACUUUAGAAUAAAUAGUUGUAUAAAAAAAUCUCUUAAAAGGCCUUAUUCAGAAUAAGCAAGAAAGGUUCUAAGCCAUCCUCAAAGCUUCAGUGAUUAGAUUUUGCUUCUGAGGUGGGCAAAAACUUUCUCCUGCCCCCACAUACCUUAGUCCUUAGUUGGAGGGUGCCUUGGCCAGCGUGUUCAAGCUCCCUCUCCAGGGGGAGCUAUGAUGUCUGUGACUCUUUAUUUGGUUGGAAACCAUCUCCAUGGCUGCCUUUUGGAACAAAUUGCUUGCCUUGGAGAUACAAAAGCGCUUGGUGGGCAUUAGUGAGGAGCUCAUUCUGUCCCUUGAUGGACUUAAUCAUACUUCCCUCCAGAGACCCAGCCUGACAAAUGUCCCUGAAUGCAGCCUGACACCAAAGUGGCAAAACUGCACAGUUCUCAGAUUUCUUUGCACAGAUGAAUUUUUUUUGCAGGUUUUGUUAAUGUGUCUUAAUGUUCAUCUCUUUUCCACCAUCCAUCCUCUGUGAACCCAUACCUCUCUAGAUGGAGCAGGUGGCCACCAGUGCCUCAUACUCAAUACUUAAAACCACUACAUCCCAGCUACUUACAUUGCUGUCAGCUCUAAAUCAUAGUCAGGUGGUUCCUGAACUCAGAAAUCAGACCCUGCAAAUGGCAUUCAGCCACUGACUGGACUGAGAUGACAUAGGUUGUCACUUUGUAUUUCUACAUCAAAAGGUUUGUUUAAGGGUUGGACCAUUUUGCUGAUAACCUUCCCCCCGUCAUAGCUUUUCUUGCCAACUCCCAUCACACGACUAUUGAUAUCAUUGUACAAAGCCAUCACAAGGACUCUGGAAACAUCUACAAUGACCAAUUUCUGACUAACCAGCCACCUUUUCUUUCUCUUAGCUCCACGUCAGCACUGAGACCAGAUUCAAGCACCCCUGUCCUGUAACCGAGACAAAAUGGCAUGUGUUGUUUUGGGUUUUUGUGGUUUUGGGUGGGUUUCUUUCCUUGGCUCUCCAGUUUUACUUUUGGGGCCUGUUCUAAGUGCAAACCCAGCAGGUUUCACCUGUCCAUUAGAUACAACUGCAUCUUCCAGCAGUUGUUUCUUGCUUGUUCCACAUUGAGUUGCACAUCCAUCUCCAUCAGUGUUGAUGGUCUGUUAAUAAGCACUGGUCUAACACAGCCGACCCUCCCUCAAAGCACUGUGUAAUGGCAGGGAAUAGGCUGAAAUCUACUGUAUGGGAUUCAGGAAUCUGUUGUGGUUGGUCUGGGUGGAAGUUGGGGUAAGUUUGGUUGAGGGAGAUGUGCGGGAGAAUGUGAAGAAUGAGUUCUCGAAUGACAUACUAUAAGGCAGGGAAGGUUCAUUUGUAAGUGGUAAUGUGAACUGAAUUGCAUUAAGAGUGUGGCCUUUGUUGUGAUAUACUGUGUAUUUUCUUAUAUGCAUGAGCCAAACUGUUGCAUCCUAAUUUAGCAUUGAUGUCUGCUUUUAUUUUGAUCAUCUAUGUCCUCCCUUAUUAGUUCUUGGCUGUUAACUGUAGAUAGACCUUGUAAAUACGGCAACCUUUGGUUGCUGCAAUCAUCUUGGUUCAAUUCCACGCAAGGAGCCACAAAAAAGAACUCCAGUGUGUCCUCAGAAGAAAGGGCAUUUUUACUUUUGAACCAAAAAGAGAAAAAAAAAAAAAAGCACUACAUCUUGAGGCUAAUUAACUGUAAGAAAUUUUUAAUUAUGACUACUGUAAUUUGCCACCAUUUGAAAUAACCAAUUCAGAGACACUAAAGAGUUCAUGAUAUUCCUUGGUAUUGUAACAAAACUACUAUCGUAUGGGGUUUUUGUAUUGCUGUUAAGUAUUGUUUUGUGUGUGUGUGUGCGUUGGAACCUACUGGGGACAUGUUAUAUUUUGAAGUGAUUAAACUAUUUAACUGUGUGUCUGUAUUUUGGAAUGGAAUUAUUUCUUCAUUAAAAAAUGUUUUUUAAAACA
Molecule: messenger RNA, 6321 nt
Organism: Choloepus didactylus (southern two-toed sloth)
Lineage: Eukaryota; Metazoa; Chordata; Mammalia; Pilosa; Megalonychidae
Gene: DTNA
Product: dystrobrevin alpha
Exons: 26
Coding region: 376-2697 (773 amino acids)
Biological process (GO): synaptic signaling
Cellular component (GO): plasma membrane; synapse
Molecular function (GO): zinc ion binding
Source: RefSeq, a predicted model, not a curated record